Molecule: messenger RNA, 1477 nt
Organism: Mytilus trossulus (common blue mussel)
Lineage: Eukaryota; Metazoa; Mollusca; Bivalvia; Mytilida; Mytilidae
Exons: 2
Coding region: 155-979 (274 amino acids)
Molecular function (GO): protein binding
Source: RefSeq, a predicted model, not a curated record
CAUAGAUAUAUUUAGAACAUGUAACCAACUAUAAAUUUUUGUUUAAACGUCCUGUCCAAUGCCAAUUUCAGAGCUAUUGUGCUGGUUAGGUGGCCAUAAUUUAUUGGGGAAUGAUUAACCAAACAGAAGCACUGAUAUUAGAAUAACAGUCAACAUGGGUGCAGUGAAAAGCAGGUUUUUAGAGUUGAUAAAUAGAGGAGAAAUGGAAACAUACAUGUAUGGGUCAAAGCACCAUCUUAUUGAUACAGCCUCAUUAUCAACAUGCCAACAACCACGAGAAGUGAUCAAAAUGACUAUCACAAAAACUGAACUUGCUACUGUUCCGGAUUCCAUUGGCCGCUUUGUUAAUGUUACAAAACUUGAUCUUUCAAAUAAUUUGGUAGAUUUUAUACCAUGGUCAAUUGUUUGUUUAAAACAAUUAGAAGUGUUAAAUUUAUCACAUAACAAGUUAAAAGCACUUCCGUCGACUAUGUUUCGUAUUCAGGGUACAUUUCCAAGACUGACUAUCAUAGAUUUGAGUUAUAACUUGUUUGAAAGACUACCUACAGAACUUCUUGUGUUUGAGAACAAAUUGAAAACACUGAAAAUACUGAAUGUUGAAGGGAAUGUUGGUUUAGUAGCCCCACCAUUAGAUUUGUGUAUGCAAGGAAUAGAAACUAUAUAUGCCUCACUCAGAAAACGUCAAAAUAGGACAGAUGAAUGGGCACGAUGGAAACCAUAUUAUGAAGACAAUUUUACACGUUUGAAACCAUUGAUUGAAAUAUGCAUUGAAACCAUCAUUGAUUCCAAGAUUGAUUAUUUGUCUGCUACAAGUGUGCCACCAAUCAUUAAAAAAUUCUUAACUUCAGCAGAAAAAUUCCAAGAGAUGUUGGGACCCAAUGUAAUGAAAUGCAGUACAUGCAAAAGAUAUUUCACUAAAGAGGCAGUGUUUGACAAUCAUGUGUGUUUUAAAGAGAAAAGAAUACAACAAAGAAGAUGAGACAAUAUUGUAUGGAAACUUGACCUGAAAGUAUAGAAUUAGUGUUGUCAAUACCAAUACUCAGUGUUUUAGGCAGAUCAAUGUAAUACUAUGUACCUCUCCUAUAUAUUGAUGUCUUUCAGAGUUAUUAUCUGAUUGAAAUUCACACAUGGAAGGGUUGUCAGACUCCAAUCUUAAUUGACUAGCAAUGCCAGUUAUCUGCCUUAGGUUGAUUGUUCCAGUGGCGGAUACAAGGAGAGGCAGGGGGUGGGGGUGGUGGUGUUCCAGGGGUUGGAACCCCCCUUUUUUAAAUGGCUGAAUCCGCCCUUUGUUCUCUCAGGAAUGUACUUUAAAAUUUUAAAUCAUUCUAAUCAUUCACCGACUUCUAUAUAUUUUGUAAUUCAUUUGAUUGUAUAGCUCAAAUUUUGGGCACUAUGAUUGAUUAAUAAAAUAUCCUGUACCUUAGUGAGGGCACUCACAUACCCCAUGUACCCACAUUGUCAUUGGAGAAAUUAGAUA